Molecule: messenger RNA, 984 nt
Organism: Colletotrichum karsti
Lineage: Eukaryota; Fungi; Ascomycota; Sordariomycetes; Glomerellales; Glomerellaceae
Product: tyrosine phosphatase
Exons: 3
Coding region: 1-984 (327 amino acids)
Biological process (GO): protein dephosphorylation
Cellular component (GO): cytoplasm
Molecular function (GO): inositol diphosphate tetrakisphosphate diphosphatase activity; phosphatase activity
Source: RefSeq, a predicted model, not a curated record
AUGGCUGGUGAAAUGGUCUCGAAAAGGAGCACGAGAAUGUUUCUUGAGGACGCCGGCUGUCACCCAGAAGAAGAUCCCGCCUACCGACCCGCGCGAAGGAAUUCCAAGCAAGACGACCUCAUCCCACUGGAGCUUGCAGAGAAGUACCAAGCAAAGGGGCCCUCGAGGAAAGGAUCGCGCGAAUCCGUCACACCCGUCGAUACUACGAUGGACGUCUACGUGCAGAAGCAAGUUAUGCUGUCAGUGGAGGAAGAAUUGUUGAAGGUCGCGACCGCCGAGAAGGGCGUGGUGCGGCGCGACGACGGACUCAUCAAGGUUGCCGAGCAGAUCCAGGCGCCUCCGGCAUCCCCCAAGUCUCCCGGCAUUGAGCGAGUCCUGCCCAUCGACGGUCGGCCCAUCAACUUCGGAGUCGUCGUGCCUGGAGUAUACCGCAGCAGCUACCCCAAGCCCGACGAUUUUGGCUUCAUUCGCAAUCUCGGGCUGAAGUCGAUUGUCACCUUGGUUCAGAAGGAUGAUGUUGAUGAGCCGUACACAAAUUUCAUGUCCAACAAUGGCAUUCGGCACCAUGUGUUCAACAUGAAGGGCACAAAGAAGGAGGCCAUCCCCAUCCGGACAAUGAAGGCGAUUCUGAGACUAGUGCUCAACCGCGAGAACCACCCACUCCUCAUCCACUGCAAUCACGGCAAGCACCGUACUGGAUGUGUGGUUGGCGUGGUCCGCAAGGUGACCGGCUGGGAGCUCAACAACAUCGUGGACGAGUACCGGGCAUACGCCGAGCCGAAGGUCAGGGACAAUGAUGUCAAGUACAUCACUGACUUCGACCUAUCGGACCUGUCGAAUCUGUUCGUCCACGAGGCGAACAUGAGGUUUCGCGUCCGUCAUUUCGUCCGAGUGACCCUAUUCAGCGUCUUUGUCGUCUUCGUCUGGCUGCUGUCUGGACAUAGAAUGUCCAAUACGGCCAGGCGCGUCAAAGACGUGAGGUGA